AUGAUCAACCCAGACAUAGAGCGCCUCAUCGCGAUCCUCCAGGUCGUUCCAACGUUCCACAAACGACCAUAUCCAGCAAUCUCACCUCUUCGGCCCGAACUGAGUCAAUUAGGGAAGACAGUCCUGGUUACGGGGGCUGCCGAAGGCAUCGGACUAUCCAUUGCGCGAAAUUUUGCGCGGGCGUCUGUUUCGAAAGUUAUCAUCUUAGAUGUCAAUCGAAAUGCUCUUUUCGCUGCAGCCUCUCAAUUGAGAGCCGAGAUCGAAGAUGCCAGUGGGGUGACUAUCGUAGACCCCCGAGUUUGCAGCGUCGGCGACAUUAGCGAAAGUGACACCAUUUGGUCGAGUCUUUCUAAGGAAGGAAUACUAGUCGAUGUCCUUGUGCUGAAUGCGGUAUGCUAUGGCCCUGAAGAGCCGCUUCUGAAUAGCGGUCGGGACGCGAUUUGGUCUAGUUCCGAUGUAAACGUUCGCGCAUUGUUUGUCCAUACUCAACAUUUCUACAAACAAGUUGGACACGUUCAACAGAAGAUUGCCAAGGACGUGAAGCCCGAAAAGUUGCAAGUCAUAAGCUUUCAACUCGGUGAAGUCUUGACCGAGUCAGCCAAAAGGCAUGGCUAUAUCAAGGAUACUAUCGAAUGGUACGACGAGGACUUAAGUGGGCAGUUUGCUGUCUGGACUGCUACGCCAGAAGCCGCGUUUUUGCACGGUCGUUUUGUCUUCGCUGCUUGGGAUGUUGAUGACAUGAUGUCUGAAGAGUUUCAGGAGCACCUUGCCGAUCCCUACUACCUUAAGGUCGGAAUCAAGGGUUUGUAA
Molecule: messenger RNA, 810 nt
Organism: Alternaria alternata
Lineage: Eukaryota; Fungi; Ascomycota; Dothideomycetes; Pleosporales; Pleosporaceae
Product: NAD(P)-binding protein
Exons: 3
Coding region: 1-810 (269 amino acids)
Molecular function (GO): oxidoreductase activity, acting on the CH-OH group of donors, NAD or NADP as acceptor
Source: RefSeq, a predicted model, not a curated record